UGCUCUUCUCUUCUCUGGAUUUGGGAUGUUUUGUAGCGUGUUCGAAAUGUUUUUGCACGGCGUGGUCUUCAUGAUCUACAUUCUAAACAGUCAGCUGCGGAUUUGUGCGGCUGAUUUGUGCAACUGGAGUGGAAGUGGUUUUCCAGCUGGCGUGGACACCAGGAUGGUCCUACAGGUGAAACUUCGCUGCACAGAAGGCUCUGUGAGAUGGCUCUACCCGGGCCGAUCUCUCAGGGUGGUCUUAGAGCCCAACCUCUCCUCUGUUAAGCACACUACAGUCUGCAUAAAACCAUCCCGGACCUUCAGCGGCGCCAACCUCUUUAUAGAACGGGAUGGGACACUAGAGCUGCUGGUCACAGACGACAACAGGGCGGAACAUGUGAGCUGUUUCAGGGCAGAGGGACCACAGAUGCCUGCUAUCUACAUCCAAACGAGUCCUCUGGGAGACGAGUCGUGGAGUCGACGGUGGAUAGGUUUUAGAUAUGAGCUGCUGGCCAAUAGGACUGCGGCAACCAGUCCGGACCACACUACCUCAUGUCGGCCAUGCAACGACACAGAGCUGCUGAUGGCCGUCUGCAACAGUGAUUUCGUGGUUCGCGGCUACAUCAAAGACGUGCUGCACAAUCCCGAUCGUCACAUAUCAUUGGUGGAAGUGUUGGCGGCGAGGGUCCACUGGCAGCGUAGCGGUUUGUUCCAGCAUCAGGCCCAUUCAGAUGCUUCUGGGUCACCCUGGCUUGUCCCCUCGUGGCGUGGUGUCAUCCGUGCACAUCUGCAAUGUGGCGUGAAGCCCGGCGACGGAGAGUUCCUUUUCACUGGGUCAGAACAUUUUGGGGAAGCUUGGCUGGGGUGCGCCCCACGUUAUAAAGACUUCCUGUAUGUGUACCAGACUGCUAAGGCGUCACGGCGAAAUCCCUGUGACUUCCCUUUGGACUAGAGGUUCUGCGGUCGAGGAACAUGGCUGAAUGCUUUGCUGGCGAUCCUUUGUCUUCUCCAUCACUGGGCUCUUCCAUAGGCGAGGAGCAAGCUCUUUGUGCAUCUGUUGUUGUUGUUCACUUGGCUGGCUCCUGGGGGACAAUUGACCUCUGAACUGAGGUGGGAGGGAAGACUUUUGCCUGCAUGGUCAUUCAUAAUCGCCUGUCCGCUACAUAAAUAGAGAGGAUUGCUGCGUCCUCCAAGUUUGUUAGCACAAUUACAAAACAAACAUUAUGGCGCAAAUCUGGAUGCAAGAUUUUUUUGGUUCAUAAAACAUGACUCUUAAUGAUACGAUUUAGACAUAUACAGGUGGUGGCUUAUUGGUGCUUAUAGGUUUCCUAUUGUCUUGUUUUUGUAUAUUUGUAUGUGUUGCAGACCACCCCUAUUGCAUCUAUUUUGUAUAGAUACCUAUUGCAUACCUAUUGCAUCUAUGCAAAAUAGAUGCAAUAGGUAUGUAUGUUGAA
Molecule: messenger RNA, 1436 nt
Organism: Doryrhamphus excisus (bluestripe pipefish)
Lineage: Eukaryota; Metazoa; Chordata; Actinopteri; Syngnathiformes; Syngnathidae
Product: meteorin-like protein
Molecular function (GO): hormone activity
Source: RefSeq, a predicted model, not a curated record